This is a messenger RNA of Penicillium psychrosexuale, 1035 nucleotides long. RefSeq lists its product as uncharacterized. Lineage: Eukaryota; Fungi; Ascomycota; Eurotiomycetes; Eurotiales; Aspergillaceae. Gene Ontology annotation, molecular function: oxidoreductase activity, acting on the CH-OH group of donors, NAD or NADP as acceptor. The record is from RefSeq and is a predicted model, not a curated record. The transcript is spliced from 3 exons. Bases 1 to 1035 code for a protein of 344 amino acids.
AUGUCGAAGCCGCAGAUCCUACUCACCGGUGCGACGGGGAUGGUUGGAUUCCGUGUCCUAGUGCUCGCCUUGGAAGCUGGAUACCGUGUUCGAGUCGUUGUCCGUAACCAGGAAGGUUUCGAACGAAUCAAGUUGCUGGCACCAGUGGCCCCUUAUGUCGACUGGUUUGAAUCUUUCCUUGUCCCGGAUAUGACUCUCCCAGGGGCCUACGACGACGCGGUAAGCGGCGUUGAGUACAUUAUUCAUGUCGCAUCGCCCCUAGCUCUGCCACACCUAACCGACUUCGAGAAUGACCUCAUCAAGCCUGCGAUGUUGGGCACGAUUGGUAUGCUCGAGUCGGCGUACAAGACGUCUGGCAUCAAAAAGAUUGUUAUCACGUCUUCAAGUGCAGCUAUCAAGCCCCCAAGUGAUCUUAUUCGUGGCACCGGUCCCACCGAACCGUUCAAUGAAAAGAGCCGCGCACCUCAUCCCGAAGGGCCAUACAGCAAUGUCUUGGAGGCAUACAUGGCCAGUAAGGCGCUUAGCCUGGAAGCAACGGAAACAUUCAUCAAAGAGCGAAAACCCUCCUUUGACGUGAUCAACAUCGGACCCGGAUACAUUGUCGGUAGAGAUGAUACUGUUACUCAGGCCGACGGUAUCUGUAAGGGGACCAAUGGCUUCGCGAUGGGACAGCUUUUGGGCAAACCCAUACCGUACCCGGUAGCUUCAUUGAUGUCGCAUCUUGACGAUGUUGCCAGGGUUCACGUUGAAUCGCUUAGUCCUUCCAUCAAAGGGAAUCACUUCUUCUUGAUUUCUGCCGAGAGCCCGGAUGGGGUCACCUGGGAUCGUGCCUUGGAAAUUGCCAGGGAACACUAUGCCAAGGAAGUGGAGGACGGUUUGUUCAAGGUUGAUGCUGGAACGGGGACGGUUAGACUUAGGGCUGAUUCGAGUUAUGCUGAGAAGAUGUUGGGCUUCAAGCUAAAGACUUACGAGCAAGCUGUUAAAGAUGUGGUAGACCAUUAUCUGGAGUUGGUGGGCAGGACCUCACCGAAGUAA